GUGCACAUGCUGUCAACAAACUUUACUAAUUUAUACUUAGGGUCUAUGUGCUAAAUGUGUAACUAUCUUGGAUCAAUUGUCUUUUACUCGUGCAUAUAUUUCAUUUAAGAAUAUGCAUGAAGCACACUGUACAUAUUCGAUGACUGUCAAUUAACUUCUAGGAUCGGCAGCCGGCUUGGCUGCGACUGGAUGUGGUCAUGGCGCGCUGGAGAGGGAAUUUCGAAAAUUUGACGAAAUCCCUCAUAUCACAUUUAACUGGACUCGAGGAAGGAGAGGACAACUUUCGACUGUGUCAGCAGUUUGCCACCUCAAACUUUAAAUUCCACCGAUUUCUAGAUGUGGACAGUCAUAAAGUGACCAGAGCCUUAGAUGGAAUGCGCAUAAAACUGGAAGUGCAUUCACAGACUGAGAAAGCAAAAGCUCUGACUCAGCUGACUGAAGAUUUCUUGAAUAGUCCAAUAUUUGAAGACAAAAAUGACGGCAAGACAGACACCCACUACUCCAUCCUCUACCUGUUGUUCCUGUUGGCGGACCACCCCACGGCCACCGACUUCAGUCUCGCGCUGCCCCAUCGUGAAGAUGAACCUGUAGAUGACUUUGACUGGUCUGGUCACCUGUUGGAGGGAGAGGAUGUGUAUCGAGGAGGAUAUGCUGAUUCUCCGAUUCCCUCAGAUGAUGAGAGCUUGUCUGAUUCUGAUGGGGACGAACGAUCUCAACCACAAGAUAAUGCAGUAGAUAAUCAGUCUGCUGUUGUCACGGCAACACAUGAUACAUCAAUGCUGGUUACACAUGAGUCUGAUGUGGUGGAAGACAAAGGAUACGAUUGGUUGAUGAAAAAUCUGGUGGUGCAGUAUUGGAAAGGAAUGAGUCGUGAAGAGGAUACUAUAGACAACCAUUUCAGUUCCAACUUAGCCAGAGAUUGGGAGUCCUACAAGACCCGCACCAACCCCCUGUACUGUGAAGGGGGCCGCACCUUCGUCACGGAGAUCCAGGUCUUGAGAGAGGUGUUGUGGAUGCUGUCUGGUGUCUCGGACCUGUUUAUCUUCCUCCACAAAAGAGGCCGCUUCACUCUCCGCGAUGACAUCUCUGUGUCUCAUCUCACUAAGGAGUGUGUUGAGAGUUUUGUUCAGCCGUUCUGCAGGCAUGGGGGCCAUGUUCAGGUUCUGCAGACCUUCGUUCAGGAGAUUGUGUCACAAAGUUGCCUUGGUAACGACCUCACCGGAGUACCCAUGACCUACCAAGCUUUCACUAAAACAGUGUCUCAGUUUCUGCAGGACUUACAAACUUACCUCUCGGGUCUAGAGAAAAGGAUUAUAAGAAAUGAAGAGGUCAUGACUCUGUCGAUGAUGUCGGUGGAGCUGCAAGCAUGGAGUCAGAAGAUCGGCCUGGUGUACUCCCUGUAUAUUAAUGGUGUGGCCGCCGCUGCCAGUCUGCCCACAAACAGUCUCAAGGCCUCCCAUCUCCUCAGUGUCAUGUACAACACUGUGCUGGAGUAUGACUCACUAGGGGAGUUCACACCGGACAUGAUUAUGCUGUUACUGCCGAUGUGGAUGCAGACGUCUCAGCCGUAUCUGCAGAUCAUCGGAGACUGGAUCAACAACGGCCACCUGGAUGACCCAAUGAAUGAGUUUGUUGUUCAGAGAAAUGACAAUGUGAAGUCAGUUGAUGAGACCUUUUGGGAGAAUGCUUUCGUGCUCCACAUGCCAAAGAGUACAACAAACUCCAGUGUGCUCAGCACAACUAUUGCCCAGUUUCCGGAGCAUGAGCAGGUUGCUGUGGCAACAGCCUGGGCUCCCAAGUUCCUGCAGCCAGUUGUCAAGGAUAUCGUCUUGACAGGAAAAUCCAUGGAAGUGCUUGAACACUUGGGACAAUUAUUUCAAGUCAUAGGGAAUAGAGAUGGUAAACCAGAUUCACUGUAUGACACAUUUAUGAAAUCCCUGGAGCAGACCCUUGGGACCAAGUCACCAACAGCUGGUAAAUCAGAAGGUGGGAGAAAGGUGACAACUGUGUCUACUCCAGUCCUGACUGCUCAGAUCGAGCAACAGCUGAGGGGGCUGGGAGUCUAUGACCCUCUGUUGAGGAUCAACUUUGAGGCUGUGUUCAGCCAUCUGCACGUGGGCCCAGUUGAAUCAGAGGAGGACAGGGAGUUGAGGUUGCUGCGGGGCCUAAAGUCUGAGAACCUGCAGCCAGUUGAGAUGCUGCUCCAGGAGUGUCUGUACCCACACAUACUACGCAGGUACCACGUGGUUUGUUCCGAACUGGUCCGCAUCCUGAAAGAGAAGUAUCGCCUCAUGGACUUCCUCACUGCCAUGAGGAAGUUUUUCUUGAUGGAGGCGGGCGACACUAUGUUCAACUUUUACACCAACAUAUUUGACAGAAUGAAGAACAUGGAGCAGUGGAGGGACCUCUCCGUGCUGAAUCUGGUCCUACACGAGGCCAUGUACGCCCUCUACCCCGACGAGACAAACAGACUCAGCAUUACUGUGGAGGUUCCUAGUGUUCAGGAGAAGUUUCCUAUAAGUGUCACUGACUGUAUCAAGCUGUCAUACGAGGUUCCCUGGCCAGUUGACCUGGUGAUAAGCUCCCGGAGUCAGGAUAUCUACAACCAGAUCUUCUCCUUCCUCCUACAAGUGAAGCGAGCUAAGUACUGCCUAGAACAGCUCCGCUUCUUCGAUCUGCAGAAGGAAGACAUCUUGAAGAGCAUCCACCUGUCUCAGUACGAGGAGGAGGAUACGACACGUAACACUCGCAUACACCGCAUGCAGCUGCUGAGGUUCCGCCUCCUCUACUUCGUCAACAGUCUCCACAACUACAUCAUGACCAGGAUCUUGCAGAGCACGGGGCUUGAGUUCCAGAGUGACAUUGAGGCCAGUGUGGACCUGGACCAGAUCAUUGCUGCCCACAACAGCUAUGUGAGCAAGAUCCACGAGCGCUGCCUGCUGCACCCCAAGGUGGCCUUCCUCAGGGAGGCUGUGCUCAAGGUCCUCAACCUCAUCCUCAGCUUCCACAAGAUCUGGGACCAGGGCGUGGAUGAAAUCAGCAUGAAGAUUAUUGAAGAUAUGGAGCUGGAGUUUUCACGCUGUAUUCAGUUCUUGGCCUCCUUCCUGAACAACGUCAUAAAGCGAGGGUCCUUCCCUCACUUGGAAUCUCUUGCCUUCUCACUCAUCACGUCAAUGGAAUACAAGGGGAGGUAACACAUGGUGGGAUAUUCAAUCAGGAGAGAAGUUAGCCACAGGAGGAACAGUGCUAUGCAGUGACUUUUUCAACUGCAUGAAAUGUCUGUGCUGGUUGUUAUGCAUAAGGCGAAAAAAAAAGUAAUCUUGGUUCUCAGGCACAGCUGCAUCAACUCAAAGUCUGCCUCACAAAAAAAUCCUUAAAUAUUCCGCGUCUCGGACGAUCAGUUAAUGCACAAUUUCGCCGAAAAUAAUGCAAACAAAAUUGAAUGAGAUCUUGAACAAAAGUAGUAUAAUGGAGUACAAACGUCAGUCCAGAUACACAAUGAACGCUUUUAUAGCCAGAUAGUGUUAUAACAGGACUAACUUCAGUACAGAUUUGUUGACAUGCUACUUCCUGUGUUGUGUGCUCACGAUAACAUCUUUGUGUUGUGAAAAAAAUCGAAGCUCAUUGUAUGCGUGUAGUCAUAUGGUAAUCAAAUAUUGUAUUCCAGUAUUUCAUGCAUCAAGGAAUACAGUUAUGUAGGAAGGCCCUUUCCCAUGUUGAUUGUACACAACUGUUAAUUUUGUUACAUACUAGUUUCAACCCCCCCCCCCCCCAAAAAAAGGCCACCCCGCACUAUUUUUUCAAAACCUGUGGCCUGAGAACUAAUUCUUUUAUUUUUUUAAGCCUUAACAUUGACAAGGUCUCAAAACAUCUAUAUGUAUAUAGGGAGACAU
Molecule: messenger RNA, 3893 nt
Organism: Haliotis rufescens (red abalone)
Lineage: Eukaryota; Metazoa; Mollusca; Gastropoda; Lepetellida; Haliotidae
Product: gamma-tubulin complex component 5-like
Exons: 22
Coding region: 198-3194 (998 amino acids)
Biological process (GO): microtubule nucleation; cytoplasmic microtubule organization; spindle assembly
Cellular component (GO): spindle pole; equatorial microtubule organizing center; gamma-tubulin complex
Molecular function (GO): microtubule minus-end binding; gamma-tubulin binding
Source: RefSeq, a predicted model, not a curated record